This is a messenger RNA of Molossus molossus (Pallas's mastiff bat), 2658 nucleotides long. It is a transcript of the gene MEFV, whose product is annotated as MEFV innate immuity regulator, pyrin. The record is from RefSeq and is a predicted model, not a curated record. Gene Ontology annotation, molecular function: zinc ion binding; protein binding. Lineage: Eukaryota; Metazoa; Chordata; Mammalia; Chiroptera; Molossidae. The transcript is spliced from 10 exons. The coding region runs from base 67 to 2628 and encodes 853 amino acids.
GACAAGAGGACCUUUUUUUGCUCCCAGAAGCCAGACAGCUGGUUCCAGCCUGUUCUGGUCAACAUCAUGGCCAAGACCCCUAGUGACCAUCUUUUGUAUUCCCUGGAGGAGCUGGUGCCCUAUGACUUUGAGAAGUUCAAAUUCAAGCUGCAAAACACCAGCCUGGAGAAGGAGCACCCCCGGAUACCUCGAGGCCAACUCCAGACAGCCAGGCCAGUGAAGCUGGCCACUCUGCUGCUCAGCCACUAUGGGGAGAAGUAUGCCAUGCAGCUGACCCUGCAAAUCCUGAAGGCCAUCAACCAGCACCUCUUGGCAGAGGAGCUCCAGAGGGCAAUUGGCCCAGAAUGUCCCAUACAAGAAAGUGGCAAUGAGUGUUCAGCAGUGUCGUGUUCCUCUGGGGAGAAUAAGCCCAAGAGCCUGAAGAUACCAGAUGGCCUGGAAGGUGACAGGCAGCAGCAAAGUGGUGAUGGGGCAGCCAGCCAGCCCGAGGCUGGGAAGGGGCCCCAGAAGAAGCCUCAGGGCAAACGGAGAGACCAGAAGGGCUCAGAGGGCCUGGAUGUACAGGCCAAGCCAGGGCCCAGGGGCAUGACUCUGUCUUCUAGGAAAAGUCCGCUCCCCAGAAGGCUACAAGGGGAGAAGGGGGCUGAGUCAAGUGUCAGGCUACGCAGGAAUGCCAGCUCUGCAGGAAGGCUCCAAGGACUCUCCAGUGGGUCAUGUGCUGGGUCCCCAGGAAGGAAAGAAUGCAAGAUAUCUGAAGCAUAUGUACCUUCAAAAAAGAAUCGACCCAAAAGUCUUGAAUUUACCAUUUCUUCAGGAGAGAGAACGCCUCCCAAUUCAGAAACUCUUCUGCCUCAAGAGAAAAUGAGAAGUGAGAAUCUGGACUCAGCAGCUACCCUCAGCAAAGUGGCCACUCUGGAUGUAGGGGCUACUGUGGCUCCAGAGAAAGGCUCCAGAAAUCCAGAACAUUCUGUGAUCCUGGAUGGAGGAGCAUUCAGGAAUAUGCUUUCCAAAGUAUUGUUGGCUGGAGAGGAGAAGACCUGGGAGCAUCCAGAAUCCACAGCACCUUUGGAGAAAAGUGGAAUUGAGGGUCCAGAGACACCUGAGACGUUGGGGGAGGUGGUAGGUGGUGAGCUUUCAAAUCCAGAAGUCCUUCCACCUUCAGGGAGGCCCCAGGAUGAGGCUGUGUGUCCCCUUUGCCAUGCCCAGGAAGGAGAUCCAGUUGGUGGCACUUGUGUGCACGAUUCCUGCAGCUGCUCCGUUGCUUCUAGGGAUCCCAAGGCCUCAGGUGGUUGCUUGCCCAAAUGCCUCAGGUGCCAGGUCUCGCUCUCAAGGAAGAGCUCUGGAAGCCUCGAGCAGCGGGAGGGCCUACAGAUGGCCAGCCUGAGCCCCCAGGCCCUGCCACAAUGUAAGCGUCACAUGAAGCAGGUCCAGCUGCUCUUCUGUGAGGACCACGGGGAGCCUAUCUGCCUCAUCUGCAGCCUGAGUCAGGAACACAGAGGCCACCAGGUGCGCCCCAUCGAGGAAGCUGCCCUGGAAUACAAGAAGCAAAUUCAGAAGCAGCUGGAGCAUCUGAAGGAGUUGAAAAAAUCCGGAGAGGAGCAGAGAUCUCAGGGGAAUAAGAACACUUCAAACUACCUGAAACAAACUGAAAUCCAGAAGCAGAGAGUCAGGUACCAGUUGGAGCAGUUGUGCCAGUUUCUGGAGCAGCAAGAGCGGCUCUUUGUGGCCUGGCUGGAGGAGCUGGGCCAGACCAUUGGCCAAGUCAGGGAGACAUAUGACACCCAAGUGUCAAGGGACAUUGCCCUUCUCAACAAGCUGAUUGAGGAGCUAGAGGCCAAGCAGUGCCUGCCGGAAUGGGAGCUUAUGCAGGACAUCGGAGUCACCCUGCACAGAGCCAGGACGGUGACUGUGCCUGAGCCAUGGGCCACCCCUCUAGAAGUGAAAGAAAAGAUCCACCUGCUCCACCAGAAAUCAGAGUUUGUGGAGAAGAGCAUGAAGCAUUUCUCAGAAACCCUGCGUUCAGAAAUGGAAACCUUCAAUGUUCCAGAACUGAUUCACGCUCAGGCACAUGCUGUUAAUGUGACUCUGGAUGCAGAAACUGCCCACCCCAACCUCAUUGUCUCUGAUGACCUGAAGAGUGCUAGACUUGGAAACAAGUUGAACCGUAUGCCUGACAGUCCGGAAAGAUUUGAUAGCUGCCUCUUCACCCUGGGCUCUCCAAGCUUCCUCUCUGGCCACCACUACUGGGAAGUGGAGGUGGGAGACAAGACAGGGUGGGUCCUGGGCAUCUGCAAGGCAUCCACAAGCAGAAAGGGGAGCUUGACUCUGUCGCCGGAGAAUGGCUACUGGGUGGUGAUGAUGAUGAAGCGAAAUGAGUACCAGGCAUCCACCUUUCCCCCAACCCGCCUGCGGAUGAGGGAGCCCCCCAGGCGUGUGGGCAUCUUCCUGGACUACAAGGCUGGAGCCAUUUCCUUUUACAAUGUGACAGCCAAAUCACACAUCUACACAUUCACCAGCUUCUCUUUCUCUGGGCUCCUUCAACCAAUCUUCAGUCCUGGGACACAUGAUGGAGGGAAGAACAUGGAUCCACUCACCAUCUGCCCAGUGGGUGACCAGGGGCCUCACUGAAAGCCCUACACUUUGCAUCUUUCUUCCAAC